Cornus florida is the source of this 1247-nucleotide messenger RNA. RefSeq lists its product as uncharacterized. The record is from RefSeq and is a predicted model, not a curated record. Lineage: Eukaryota; Viridiplantae; Streptophyta; Magnoliopsida; Cornales; Cornaceae. The transcript has 2 exons. The coding region runs from base 17 to 1228 and encodes 403 amino acids.
UAUGUGACAUAAAGAGAUGUACAUGACAAGACCUCUUUCAGUUUACCGGAAUUGCCCUUCUGCUCUCUCAAUACAGGCACCAGAGGCUCCAUUUUCAGGUUACUUAGUUGUUAGGGAUGAGGAAUCAGAAGCACAAGACACCUUUUGUUGGGGUGUUCUGAAGACGAAGAGAGUUACAAAACUACCCUUUCCUCAAGAUCAGAUCCUCAAGGUUGUUCACUCAUCAGAGCAUGAAGGUCAGACUUCUGUUACAAAAGUUUGGUUCAUCCCAGUUCUUGAUCAACCACUCUCAUCCAACCGCUACUAUGUCAUCAGAGCCAAAGGCAAAUACAAAGGGAAAGUUUGUGCAUGUUCAAGUGAGGAUGACAUAGGUAGAUGUUGCUUUAGUGAAGCAAUUAUAGAUGUAAAACCAAGACCCUUCGAUCACAGAGACAUAUACCAACAAGUUGAGAUUCACUGUCAUCACAAUAACGGUGCCUUCUACGCCAAGUCUAUUGCUCGUGAUGGUUUCCCUCCAAAAUUCCUAAGAAGAAAAGGAUGGGAAGUUCACACCUCCAAUUCAUUCCAUCUUCAACUGAGAGAAGCUCAAGGCCUCAACACCCCUCGACUAUUGCACCUCCCGGAUUUCAAUUUCCCUUUACCUCGUACUCGUUCAGCUCCAGUUGUCAUCGGAAAAUGGUACUGUCCAUUUGUGUUUGUGAAGGAGGAAUUGAAACACAAGGAUCAAAUGAAAAGAUCUUCGCUUUACGAAAUGGCACUUGAGCAAUGGUGGGAGGAGAUAUAUUCAAGCGAAAAUGAAAACAACGAAAGCAAUACUGUGACGGUGAAUGCAAGUGUUCAGAGAGAAGAGUCUCUGGUCUAUGGCAUGGAAGCUGUGAAAGAUGAUCAGAGAGAAGGUGAUGAUGGAUUUAUGUGGUUUAGAGUCCAUGACCAAUGUAGGAGGAGAAGGGUGGGUGUGGGCUUGAGUUUAGCAAUUGUUGAGAAAAUGAGAUGGGUGGAAGAGAGAGGAGGGUGGGUUGGUGGGGGAGAGAGGAAUGUGAGAGUGGAAAGGGGGGGAGAGAGGAAUGUGAGAGUGGAAAGGGUGGAAGAGAAUAGAAGUGAGAGUGGGUGGCAAAGGUUUGGUUGUUAUGUUUUGGUACAGAGUUUUGUUUUGAGGAGGUUGGAUGGACGUUUGUUGCUGAAUUGUAAAUUUAGACACAUUCAUAAGAUUAAGUGCAAAUGGGAUUGAAAUAUAUUACAGUUUGUGC